AUGCCCCUGUCCUCCGAUGAGAUCGAGAAGGCCGUCCAGGUGUUGAGCAGCUCAGCUGAGGCACGCAAGAAGGUGGUUGCUCUGGAAUUUUUGGGUUUUGCUGAGCACUCUGACGUUCAGAAGGUCAUCGUCGAGGUAGGAGGCAUUCCUCCAUUGGUAGCACUGCUCUCUGACGGCAACAAUGAUCUCCGGGAGAAAGCUGCCCAUACUUUGGACUGGUUGGCACGCAACGACAAGCACAAGGCCCACAUCUUGCGUGAUGGUGGAAUACCGGCUCUGGAGGCUUUGACUGAGGAUAAGAAGGCAUCCAGACGGGCCAAGGACCAUGCUCACGCAGCGUUGAGGCGCUUGCCCAAGGACCUUGCUGCUGCAGAGGCCAUUGCAGCCGCAGAUGGCAAGGUUCCUGCUUUGGUAGCGCUGGUGACAUCUGGCAGCGAUAGUGUGAAACAAUUGGCUGCAGAGACUUUGAUAAAGAUGAUGCAUGAGAACAAGAAGAAACCGGAAAAGAUUAGAGCCGCAGGUGGUAUUCCUGCAUUGGUAGACAUGGUUUCCAGCAGCAACCAUGAUGCGAUGGAAAUCGCUGCCCAAGCUUUGCACAACUUGACAUAUGACAACCCCAAGCACCAGGAGGCCCUCGUAGCUUCAGGUUGCCUUCCUGCCUUGCUGGCCCUGGUGAAAGCUGUCAAUUCAGAUGUAGAGACACAAUUUCGAAGAGGGUUACUGGGACAGAUGAACCAAGUUUUGGCUCAGAACAUCAAGCACUGCGAGGCUUUUGUGCGCGCCGGUGGAGUUGAAGCCUUGCAUGCCGUUUGUGAGGAUGCAUCGUUGUCCGAGGAAGGACGGAGUUGGGCUCUGAAGUUCCUUGAGGUUUUGUCAAAGGAGCAGAAGCCGAUAGGGAACGUGAGUGUGCAGGAGGUGGAAGCUGAAAUCCGAGCUUUGGACAGCGGAAAGAAGGAGCAAGCCAAAGUGGCAGAAGAGCUAGGAAACUGGGCAGCCGUUUCCGAAGAGAGCAGGGUUGCCAUCAGCAAAGGAGGUGGGGCUGAAGCAUUGGUGGCAUUGCUUGUUACUGGCAGUGAUGAUGCCAAAUGGCAGGCUGCCAGGGCACUACGCAACCUUUGCAACAAUAUGGAGGCCAAGGAAGCCAUUACAAAGGCUGGCGGUGUCACAACCUUGGAACCUCUUGUGAGGCAUGGGAAAGGCAAAUUGAAGGAAGCUGCAGAUGAAGCUUUGAAGCUUCUUUCUCAGACGCAGUCUGGCUCAGCCCCAGUUGGCGCCAAGCCUGUCUCAACUCCAACACCAAAGCCAAUUCCGGAGCCCACGCUCGCAGCAGGGAACGACAUUCCAACUGGGGAAGGCGCUCGGGUUGCCAUGUUCUCUGCCAGAUUUGAUGGAGGUCCCGUAGAACAGAAGUUUCGCAAGGUCUUCCAAAUUCUCCGCGACCGCAAAUACGACAUCCUGAUGGUUGCUGCAGAUGCUGGAGACAGCUUUGCAGACUUGACAACCAAAUAUCUAGGAAGGCUCCAUGCUGAGAAAGGCACCAUGCUGGCCGUGUGCACCAAGCACUAUGGGGAGAUGACUGCUUCGGCGUAUUCCUCCCACAAGGAGCUGAAAUUUGCGCUUGACUACGAGCUCUUUGUGAAAGUUCUGCCACUAAAGGUUGAGGACACCUACCCACCUCAGCCACCAGGUGGCCCAAACCACAAAUAUGACAAGGACAAUCUGGCUCAAAGUUAUAUUCUUAGCGUCUUCAAACCAGGUGUGGUGUUCUUAGACUGCCGUGAAAAAUCGGAUGUAGAAAUCGCAGCUGAGAUUGCUGCAAACUUGCGGAAGCACAAAGUGGUUUCAGAUUGA
Messenger RNA from Symbiodinium natans, 1851 nucleotides. NCBI's taxonomy places the organism in Eukaryota, Dinophyceae, Suessiales, Symbiodiniaceae. The record is from the annotation of a GenBank genome assembly.